AGGGUUCCUUUUUUUAUUCAUAAUAUUUGUUUCUUCAUUGCUGAAGCUCGUUCAUGGAAAUCAGGUUUUGCAUGCUCCUUGUUUAUUCAACAAUGGCAGCCACUUUGUUCAUUCACUGCGAUGCAAGAAAAUCAAUGGAGGUAGUCAAAGAUCCAAAACAUGGAAGAAGUACAAAGAAAUUGCAGCUAAUGAGUAAACUCAUGAGUUUAGUGAUAGAACAACCCACUGAUGCUUCCAAUACUCAACCAUAUGGUGUAAGCUCACCCCUUUCUUUGCCACCUUUUGAUUCUCUACCCAAUUCUCCUCCGGGUCUAGGCCCACCGGAAGGCUCAUACGGGACUGUUCCGAGCCCACCCGAAUUCUCGACCACCCCGAGCACACCACAAACAACACCUACAACAACUUACAUCCCAAGCCCAUCGGGAUCUGUAUUCAGCCCACCCUUUUACGAGCCCAGUCCACCGGCCGGUGUCAUGAGCCCACCAGUCUAUAUCCCAUCUCCAAUCGGGUUUGAUCCAAGCCCACCAGUUUUUCUACCACCGAUAGUGUACCCUCCACCGACGGUUCCACCGACUCCCAAUGUGGCUCCGGCCACGGCCUUAUGGUGUGUGGCUAAGCCGUCGGUGCCUGACCCGAUUAUCCAAGAAGCUAUGAACUAUGCGUGUGGGACCGGAGCGGAUUGUGAUCCGAUUCAACCAAAUGGCUCAUGCUUUCACCCGGACACGUUAUAUGCACAUGCUUCUUAUGCUUUUAAUAGCUACUGGCAAAGAACCAAAUCUGGUGGUGGUACAUGUGAAUUUGGAGGCACUGCCAUACUUGUCGUAAUUGAUCCAAGCUACGAUGGUUGCCAUUUUGAGUAUGAUUAAUGGGGUGAAGAUAGGGUUAUCCUCUUG
Hibiscus syriacus is the source of this 893-nucleotide messenger RNA. Its product is annotated as proline-rich receptor-like protein kinase PERK8. The transcript has 3 exons. Bases 54 to 866 code for a protein of 270 amino acids. The record is from RefSeq and is a predicted model, not a curated record. NCBI's taxonomy places the organism in Eukaryota, Viridiplantae, Streptophyta, Magnoliopsida, Malvales, Malvaceae.